AUGGAAAGUGGCAUGAAAUUGAGCAGCACUAGCAGUGUGGUGCACUGGCUAGCCAGCCUGACCCUGACCCUGCUUGGGAGUGUCCACCCCAUGCCUGUGACCAUAGACCCGGUGUGCAUGGCAGACACCACUGCUAAGUACAGCCUGACAUUUACAGGGAUGUGGAGCCAAACCUCCUUCCCCAAGCAGUACCCAAUCUACCGCCCCCCUGCCCAGUGGUCCCCUCUCAUUGGUAAGUGAAAUAUUUUUUGGGCGGCAAGUAGCCUAGCAGUUAAGAGCGUUGGGCUAGUAACCGAAAGGUCACUGGUUCGAAUCCCCGAGCCGACUAGGUGAGAGAUCUGUGGAUGUGCCCUUGAGCAAGGCACUUAACCCUAAUUGCUCUUGUGAGUCAGUUUGGAUAAGUGCGUCUGCUAAAUGUUAAAUAAAAUGUCCCCUUAUUAGCCUGUGAUCUGACUCCCUUUGUUUAUAUUGUAAUAGUAAUCCUAUACUGUAAUAGAUUCCUAUAUUCAUUAAUAAAACAUGGUAUGAAAAAAUACUAAAUUUAUGGUAGCAGACAUGCAUUGCAGAUUUCCCCAUUUCCCCUAGAAUUUAAAACCCUUUGAGCACCUGGAAAAGCAGUAUAUGAAUCCAAUCCAUUACUAUUAGGUUACAGUGUGCCUGAAAAGCAGACCUUUUAAAUACAUUCUGAGCUGCUAGUUAAGAGCUAGACUAACUUGAGGAAACAAUCCAUGUAAUAUGUUGUGUGAUUCUUCCAUUCCAGGGGUGACCCACAGUUCAGACUAUCAUAUCUGGCAGCGGAAUGCGUUUGCAAGCAACGGGGUGAGGGAGUUUUCUGAGAAGGGCGAGGCCUGGACUCUGAUGAAGGAGGUGGAGGCGGCUGGGGAACGCAUCCAGAGUGUCUAUGGGCUGUUCUCCGCUCCAGCUGUGGUCGGGGGAACGGGCCAGAUGACCUCAGAGUUCGAGGUCUUUGCAAGGCACUCUUUCGUAAGUAAACUUCACAGAGCGUUCAAUAUCUAUCUAAAAUACAUAUCUCGAUUUAUGUCUAUCUAAUAUACCUCUCUCACUGUCCAUCUAUCUAAUAUACCUCUCUCAAUGUCCAUCAAUCUAAUAUACAUUUCUCAAUGUGCACCUGUUUACUUGAAGAACCUUUCUAAAGGUUUGUCUCUUCGAGACUACACCAGAAAUCAAGUAUACUGUCAUAGAGAGAUUGCUAUCUCAAACCUACACAACAUAUUCUAAACCUUGUACCAACUUUUAAUAUAAAAUGUUUUUAUGAGUGUUCCAGUAGGUAUAGAUUAGUAGAUUAAUAUAUUUGCUGUUCAGUUGCCAACUCUCAUUUAUAUGGCCCAAAGCUAACAACCGUAAUAUAAAAAAAAUAAAAAUAAUUCUACACAACAUUCAGAGUCUGCAUUUGGGACCAGUUACAGUUUCUUAUUAUUGGCCACCAGGUUUCCAAUAAAAUAUGUCAGCAAAAAGAACUCUUACUGUUGGAACUCUCUGUUGGAACUCUCUGUUGGAACUCUCUGUUGGAACUCUCUGUUGGAACUCUCUGUUGGAACUCUCUGUUAGAACUCUCUGUUGGAACUCUUACUGUUGGAACUCUUACUGUUGGAACUCUCUGUUGGAACUCUCUGUUGGAACUCUCUGUUGGAACUCUCUGUUGGAACUCUCUGUUAGAACUCUCUGUUAGAACUCUCUGUUGGAACUCUUACUGUUGGAACUCUUACUGUUGGAACUCUCUGUUGGAACUCUCUGUUGGAACUCUCUGUUGGAACUCUCUGUUGGAACUCUCUGUUGGAACUCUCUGUUAGAACUCUCUGUUGGAACUCUCUGUUGGAACUCUCUGUUGGAACUCUCUGUUGGAACUCUCUGUUGGAACUGUAGUUGAGGAAAGCUCUGGAAAGAUGAGAGUGCGGAAUAAUGAAGAGCAGAUUAAGACUGCUGAUCCUUUGACUGUCUGCACUAAAUUUGAGUUUACUGUUAGGCGUACUCCUAGAAACGUCAACACAUAACCCAUCCUACUCCUCCCUCUCUCUACAGCUAUCCUUCAUAGUGAGGAUAGUUCCCAGCCCAGACUGGUUCCUGGGAGUGGACAGCUUUAACCUGUGUGAGGGAGACCAGUGGAAGGAAAGCAUCACACUGGAGCUGUACCCCUACGAUGCAGGCACUGACAGCGGCUUCACCUUCUCCUCUCCCAACUUUGAGACCAUUCCUCAGGACAAAGUCACACAGGUAAAUCUAAAAGAGCCCAUGGUUCAUCAUCAUGUGGAUACUGUAUGAUAGUGAUGAUGCUAUAUCAGUUUUCGGUAAUCAACACCAGCAGUGUUGUUGACAACACGACUUGAUUUUGUCCUUUCCAGAUAACGUCAUCUUCUCCAAGCCAUCCUGCCAACUCCUUCUACUAUCCCCGUCUGAAGAAUCUGCCACCCAUGGGCAAGGUCACCCUGACAAAGACCAAAAACAACCAGAUCUUCAGCAUACCUAUGGAGCCCACCCAGUUCAACCAGACUGCCAAUGAGAUUGGCAAUGAGAUUGAGGACUCUCUUAUAAGUAAGCAAGAAACAUGUAAGAAACAAAUACAGUGAAAAUGCAUAACUAAUAUUUAUUGCUUGCUAUCCUCCAAUCCUACCCCUCUGAUAGAAAACAAUCUGAUCUGGCAAAAAAUAGUAAAGUAAAGCCUAGCGGUAAUCGGAUCCAUUGUGUUGGAGUCAGCAAGAGCUGCUCCUCUGUGCCCAUGGCAAAUCAAAACCAGGCAACACACAGGAUAAAGGAGGUCAAAGGCAUUGGACAUUUCCUGCCACUCAGCACUGAUGUCAAGUAGUCCAGCCUUGCUUUUAUUUCCAUGUUCCAUCCUUCUGCUUCUCUAAUUCUCCAAAAAUAACCUAAAUCUGUGCUAGAUAUCAACAUUUUACAGGCUCAUAACUUGGGGGGGGGGCUUGGCAAACAUACAAAGUCAAGUUUCUGUAAUUUAAUUAUUCAAUAAAAGUCCAUCCAGAUGUAGCAACCGUAGCCAGGAAUGUACAGCUAAGAGCUUUGGAUAUAUAAAAGCAUAUAUUUUAAAGAAUUUCCUUACAUUGGGAUUUAAUUUGGCAUAUAUACGAAAUACAUUUGGUUACCCUGUAAAUUCUAUACAAUCAUAAAAUGUCCUGUAUUCUACAGUUUUACAGCUAUAUUUUACAUAGCACUUGGAAAUAUUCUAUAAACUAUUUUUUUCUGUUUGAGCAAAUGAACUAAAAGUUUAGUAUCAGACAAUAAAUCAAGUCUUUCAUAUGAAAUGGUGUUGGGUGGCUUAGCUAAAUCAGUCAUUUUAACCUAUGCCUGAGGGCUUAUCCUUCUGUGGCAUGUUAUAACUCCAGCAGACCACCACACACACAGAGGGCCCCUGAGCCUGGCUAGAGAAAGGGUCACUGAAAUCAUAUCACCCCUUACUGCUGCACGCUCAAGUGUUACAGGUCUCUGGUCUCUUGCAAUUCAAGUGUUCUUUGGAUUGCUAAAAUAUUGCUAACAGAGUAUCUCUGGUGUCCUUCCCACUAGAUUCCACCCCUCUGGACUGUGAGGUGUCUGUAUGGUCACCCUGGGGCCUGUGCAAAGGCAAAUGCGGAGACUCAGGGGUGCGCCACAGAACGCGCUACAUCCACCUACAACCAGCCAACAAUGGGGUAGUCUGCCCCCCACUGGAAGAGGAGAACAAAUGCAUCCCUGAUAACUGCUUAUGACUGGCUGGCAAGGGUAAGAAACAGAAAAUAAGAGGCCAUGCAAGACGACAAAGAGUACGAAAGAUGCGUCCGUCAUCUCCACUGGAGAAGUCCAAGCUGUAGAAAUUCACCCUUUUCUCGCUGGGCUUCCUAGCCUAUUCACUGGGAAAAGUGCAGGCUGGUGAGGGGAGGACGGUUC
Messenger RNA from Coregonus sp. 'balchen', 3894 nucleotides. Lineage: Eukaryota; Metazoa; Chordata; Actinopteri; Salmoniformes; Salmonidae. The record is from the annotation of a GenBank genome assembly.